GUUGGCCAACCUGGCUGGCAAUUCGUAUGUGUCCAGUUCUGCGCUGGCCAAGAUUUUGGAAAGCGUGAAGCAUAAUCCAGAGCUGUUGAACGAAAGCACCUCUCGCUACACUUUGAAGCGGCGCCGUGAGGAAGAAGUUGUGGUGACUGGUAUUUAUGGUGACCUUGUCAAGGAGAUGCAUUGCACUGGAAAGGACGGAAAUCCUGUCACAAUUUGCUACGCUGACCCUGUUGUGACGGUGGACCAUUUGGCGCGCAUUAGCCCCGCGUACAGGGAGACUUUGCGCCACAAGGCGGCCCGGUGUUCGCCGGUUGAUCAAGCUUGGCAGAUCUGCGUGUACGCGGACGAAGUUCUGCCAGGCAACGUGCUGAGAGCUGUUAGCUCUCGCAAGUGCUGGGCAGUUUACUGGACGUUUCUGCAAUUGGAAGAAGCCCUUGGCAGUGAGCUGUGCUGGAACACCUUUACCGUGGCGACCAGCGAUCAGGUGAAGAGGCUAGAGGACGGGUUGUCCCAGCUGAUGAGGGAGGUGUUUCGGCGGCUCGGAGGAGGAUUCCAGGAUGGAGUGUACAUCGAGGGUGUUGGGAUUCUCAAGGCGGAGCUCCGAUUGAUGAUAUCGGACGAAGGCGCCUUGAAGCAGACCCUGAUGUGCAAGGGGGCUUCUGGAAACAAGUGUUGCAUCAUGUGCCGCAACUGCGUUCUUCAUGCAUCUGAGUUGUGGAAGCAUGGAGAUGGCUUGGUCAGCCAUGUCGAGCACGAGUUCGGCAGGUUUCGUCGACAUAGUGAUGAAACGUUGUGGUCGGUGUGUGACCACCUGGCGGCCAAGAAGCCUCAUCUCAGAAAGGGCGAGUUUGCCCAGUUGGAACAAAGUCUGGGCAUGAACUUUGGAACGCAUGGAUGCUUGUUUGAUCUUGAGGAGAACCUGGCGCCCAAUAUCCAUGGUUCAGUGGGACUGGAUGCACUGCCUACUCGUUCAAGGUCUGACGUGGCCGAGUCAAUUUGCAACAGAGGCGAAAGCUGCCACAGUGGCAUUCAAGGGAAAGCCUGCUGGCUUCACAGCAUCGGCCUCUCAGUGUUUGUCUCUUUACGCGAGCUCAGCCGGCUAUCGCAGAAACACUUGCGCAACUCCAAACUGGCCUAUUCUGAAGAUGAUGUGCUGCCCAAACAUCACUUCACACAGCACUUGGGCCCUUUGUUACGUUCUCAAGGUUACCUACUCAGCUGCUUCACGCACGAACGCCGCCACAAGUUCGUGAAAUUGUAUGGGACUGCAUCGCGCAAUGUGAAUGCCAAGUGGUCGCGGAACCUGUUGUUGGAGACAUCCUUGGCACAGUUUCAACGGCUGGAAGGAAUGGAGGGCUCUCUUUUGCGCAAUGUGGGCUUGGAGCCACCAAUUCUACCAGCGCCUGAUGUUGUCAGGCAAAGCCUUGAACUUUGCACAGGCAUGUCCCUGGCCCACACCAUUGUGGAGUACGCGUUGCAAGCGCGUAUCCAGUUCGGAACUUGUAGGAGAGACGAUUUGGUUCGCUGUGCGAGUGGAAGUGAGGUGGUGUAUGGACAAGUUCAUCUGCGUGUGAGGGCCGGUGAAUGUUGGAGCAUGAUCAGUCCAUGGGAGACUGCUGGAAAGAACCAGUUGAGAAUCAAACACGAUUCCGUGUGGGUUCCUACUGAAACAGUUCAAGGAGUCCUGACAUGGAAAAAGGAAGGCGUGACGGCGUUGAUAACGCCGCAAAGGUUUUGA
Molecule: messenger RNA, 1738 nt
Organism: Durusdinium trenchii
Lineage: Eukaryota; Dinophyceae; Suessiales; Symbiodiniaceae
Source: the annotation of a GenBank genome assembly